AUGCCAUACACCAAAUUAUAUUUCAACAGGUUAUCCCUAGGUUUAGUGAAGAGCUCAACUCAAAUUAAUAAGAGAUAUAAACACAAUUCAACUAUAUCAAAAGAUUUGUCAAAUUUUCAAAUCACUAAAAAUGAACAAGAUCUUAUAAAUAAUUUACCAUUUUUUAAGAAUAUAGAGAAAAAGAAGCCAAAAAAAGCGAAAAAGUCAGAAACAGAGGCUGGUGAAAGGGGUGUAUAUGUUAAUAAAAAGUUAGCUGUCGUUGGAAACUAUUUUGCUGAUCCUGAAAAUGAAGGAUACUUUAAGUAUACUUUACCAGAAUCAAAAACAAAUCCAUAUUAUGAUGUGCUAGCAAGUGGUAAAUUAGACAAAAUAAUUCAAUCAAAGAAGGAACUACCGAGGUUAUCAGUUACUAAGUUGCUUACUAAAAGGUGGUGUGAAUUGCGUGAAACCUAUGAUAUUUAUUCAAGAUUACCAAUCUUUUCACAUAACCAAGUUAAAGUAGGUAACAUAAUUCAUUCCAAAUUAGAAAAUAUCUCACAUCCAUUAGAAGUAGAAGUUGAACAAUUUAAAAAAGAAUUUGAACUGAUUGUUCCUACAGAUUCUUUCCAUAAUUUUGCUAACAAAUGGAUUGAUUUAAUAUCAAAAUUUGCAGUGUUAUAUCUAGAGGGAGACGCUCGUGAAAUUCUUUGUCAUGGGUAUCUUAAUUCCAAAUCUGAUAAUUUUUUAAAAAAUAAAACUGCUGAUAAUUUUUCAGAAGAUAUUUUGGUCAGUGGUAUUGCAGAUCAUUUAUUUAUCAGAAGAAGAAAAAGACCCGAAGGAGACGAUAAUCAUAUACUCUUCCCAGAAAUCCAACUCAAAUCAGAUAUAUUUGAUUCAUUUAGCUCAGAUAUGGAUACCAUAUUAAACUACCUAGAUAAAAAUAUUAAUCAACUAAUAUCAAAUCUAGAAGUUGUUAUAACAGAUGUUAAGACAAGAAAUAGUAAGACAAUCCCUGCUUAUUCUUCAGUAGUCAAAUAUUCGAAACUUCAAGUAAUGUAUUAUAGAUAUUUAUUAAAACUCUUGUCUAGUGAUCCUAAAAUUACAUAUCAUAAUUUAUUGAAGAAUGUAAGAUAUAGAGGAUUUGAUGUUGAUAAACCCAUUGAUCCAGCAAUGAUGAUUCCAAUUCUAAUGUCAUCCGAUCUCUUCAUGAAUGAUUGUAGAAAAUUAAGGGAUGGCCUAACAGUACCGAAUAAUUUUUUUAAAACUGAUCCUCAUUCAAACCAAGGAACCCAAAACAAAGCUUAUGAUUGGUCUAAGUAUGAAAAUAUCAUAGCUGAUCCAAAUAUUCAAAAUAGGUUAUCUGAGUUUUUCGUUAAAUGGAAACAACCAGUAACUCUAAGAUAUUUAGCAAUGAGAAUGAGUCAAUUUUAUUAUUAUACCGGCAAACUGUUAUCUAACCAACUAUAUAUUGAGUACUAUUUCAAAGGGGUUAACUUUCAAACUACUCCUUUUAAAUACAACCAUCAAUUAUUAGAAGAUGAAAUUAAAAGUAGUUCUAAAUUUUGGUUUGGUAAAAGAUCAAUCGAGCCUAUUGACCCAUCAAUGAAAAAUUUAAGAUCCUAUUGCGAUAACUGUGAUUAUAAGAGUGUUUGCUUAUGGAAAAAAGAAGGCUUUGAAAAACUUAAUGGAUUAGGCAAAGACUUACUAAAUGUCCAAAAGCACUUCAUAAACGGCUCAUUAAAUGGAAAUAACUUGGGCGAAAGUUCUUUACUGUAG
Messenger RNA from Henningerozyma blattae CBS 6284, 1755 nucleotides. RefSeq names its product Exo5p (gene EXO5). The record is from RefSeq and is a predicted model, not a curated record. NCBI's taxonomy places the organism in Eukaryota, Fungi, Ascomycota, Saccharomycetes, Saccharomycetales, Saccharomycetaceae. Gene Ontology annotation, molecular function: single-stranded DNA 5'-3' DNA exonuclease activity. The transcript has a single exon. The coding region runs from base 1 to 1755 and encodes 584 amino acids. Gene Ontology annotation, biological process: interstrand cross-link repair. Gene Ontology annotation, cellular component: nucleus; mitochondrion.